Molecule: messenger RNA, 6680 nt
Organism: Psylliodes chrysocephalus
Lineage: Eukaryota; Metazoa; Arthropoda; Insecta; Coleoptera; Chrysomelidae
Source: the annotation of a GenBank genome assembly
CUCUUGUCAGGAGUGGUUUGCGUGUCGAGCUGCGUCUCGACAGCCCGAUCACGUUGUUUUCGUGUACUAAAAUACUAGUUAAUAUGAAGUACGUGUUGGUUUAUGUUUAGUUUUGACGUUUCUGACAAUGGACUUCCAGAGUGCUAUGGAGACUUUUGCUGAAGCCUGGGUGGCUGCUAAUACGAAAGGAGCUCCACUUGCAGAUCUAUCCACACAGAGUCAAGCUUUGGCAUUAACGAGAAAUUGUAAAACUCCUCCUCCCACUUCGGGUACAAAUGCCAACGAGAGAUCCAACAGAGAAUCAGCUGAACGAGAUUUAACCCCAAAUGCUGCUAGGUCUUCUACGUCUCUUGAAAAUACCGUAUCACCCCAAUCGAUCAAAGAAGAUUUUGACUCAUCAAAAAAUUCUUCAUCUGCUAAAUCAUUACCAGUUCACUGUAUAGUGGAAGCAAUAUGCUCUUUAGAGGAUAAUCGUGCUAUUCAGCAUGGCGUCUGGAGGCGACGCCCUAUCAUAGAAAUAGACACAUAUGUGAUCAUCCCUGUAGGAACACCAUUUCACAAUCUUGUUCAGGCAGCGCUCUUUAGGCUAGGAUAUUCUUCAGAAAGUGCAGCUGCUGCAAAGGGUUCAGUCCUCAUAAAAAAUUGGAAGGCGCUCAGCUUCGAUCAGAUUUCUGAUGAUCCUCUUAUAACCGUUGGUGAUAUACUCGGAGAACUUUCUACUGUAGCUACAUUAAGGAUACAGGUAUUCAGGGGCAGACCUGGGGUGCUAAAUGAAAUCAAGGACAAGUUGUUGAGGUUUCUGCUGCUCCAAUCCCAUGGGUUACUUCUUUCUUCUGGGUGUCCAUUAGAUGAGAUUCUUCUUUCACAGCUUUGCAGAAGUACUAAUUGUUCAGGAGGACCGUUACCAGAAAUAUCUGAAGAAAACCGUCGCAAAUUCGACCAAUGGUGGACUUCUCAAAUUAGCCCACAAUCUCCUGUUGGUAGAUCUCAAUUCGUACCAUCUUAUCCCAACCAAUAUUCGGUCCCUACACAAGCACCGACGCCACUGGAUCGUACAAUCACCGAUACCCAUCCGGCUAUGCAGACAGUCCAUAACCAAUUUCCUACUCAGAAGACUCGAAUGAGAACUAGUUUUGAUCCAGAAUUAGAGCUACCAAAGUUACAAAGGUGGUUUACUGAAAACCAACAUCCCAGUCGUCAACAAAUACAGCAAUACGUUAAGGAAUUAAAUAGUCUGGAAUCAAGAAGAGGUAGAAAACCGUUAGAUAUUAACAAUGUUGUUUAUUGGUUCAAAAACGCCAGAGCGGCUCAGAAGCGAGCUGAGAUUCGAAACGUGUCUACUCCUAACCUACAUCAUUUAGGAGUAAAUGGUUAUAAUAACCACAGUCCUACCAACGGAGGAUUCUUACUGACAGAAAAUUAUAUGAGUUCUGAUCGGUUGGCUGAACAUCGAUUAAAAAAUUACAAACUUACAAAAUUACAAAAUUCUCACACUUCUGACGAAUUUUCAAAUGCUGGGUCUGACAUGGAAGAUGACGAACUUAACGAGGGAGUACCCCCUAGCAGCCCUACGGGACCGUUAUCUCUUACUACAAGAAAGGAUUCUCGAGAAGCAAGUCCUAGAUCGUCUACACCUCCACCUCCUCCUGAUAUACAAAUCGAGAAUUGCAAGGAAGAACCGAAAGAUGAGAUGCCGCAGUUUAAUUCUAACUCGACCGAACACGUCAACAACAAAAUGCUGUCGGACGACGCAGAGGACGAGGAGAUAGAUGGUGUAACAUCGUCACCGGUGAGCAGGCGAUUCUGUAAUUCCCCUCAGGACGUGGAUAAUCAGCUUAUACCCCGGACCCCAGACGGCCUAGACAGAUUAGCUGGAUUUCCAGUCCUCCCUAAUUCGAUGUUCAGCCAUAGUAUUAUGUAUAUGAGUCAUUAUAUGCCGGGAUUAUCCCACUCGGCAACGUCGCCUCCUAGUUCAUCCCUUGCCAUGUCUGGUUUGACCGCUGACGAACGCAGGAAGAGAAACCGCACGUUCAUAGAUCCCGUCACUGAAGUUCCGCGGCUCGAACAGUGGUUUUCGCUUAACACCCAUCCCUCGCAUAAUUUAAUUUUAAAAUAUACCGAAGAGCUUAAUUGUAUGGCAUAUAGGCAAAAAUUUCCUAGAUUAGAACCCAAGAAUGUUCAGUUUUGGUUCAAAAACAGGAGAGCCAAAUGCAAGAGGCUCAAAAUGUCUCUUUUCGAUAACCAAACUGGAACUUAUCACCAUAGUGAAAGAGAUUAAAUUACUUAAGGAUUUUGACACAAUUAGAAUUUUAUUAUUAAGCAAUGGGUUUUCGGUUUUAUAAAUUAAGGAAUUAACAUUUAAAGACUAGAAUCAGUAAAGCAUAAAAUUAAGAAUGGCAGUUGACUUGAAAAGUGGUAUGUAAAAAAAAUAUUUUUCUUUUCUUGUUUAAUUCGUUUACUGCAUCGAAUUGAGUUUAGAUACCGCGUUUGCUAACUCUUCAGUCCAUUUCCUCGGGUCCUUUCUUUCGACUAGAUACCUCUUUUGAUUUAUAUUUUCUUCAUUUAUCCAUCCUCUCCUAGGCCUUGCUAUUUCUUUUUAUUCUUCUACCUAUUUCCAGAGCUUUCCUUAUUGCCGUCAGAUAGUAACCGAUUUAGGUGUUCCAUUUUCGCAUACAAACCUGUGCAUUAAAAAUAUUAAAUUGCCCUUAAAAAAAUUGUAUAUGUGUUCCAAUUGCAGACGCACAAUUAAACAUAAGUGUUGUUUUUAUAAACGAAUAUUAAACGUCAAGUGUGAUUGAUUCAUUUACAAAAAUAUAAUUCGUAAAAAUAAACAAAGAUGAUUCUUAUUGCUUAUUUCUUGAAACUUCAAUUCUAAUUUAUGUUUCGUAAAAUAUAUAGCUUCUAUUGCUUAUUACAUAAAACUUUAAUUGUGUCUCGUCUUUAAAGUAAUUGUAUAUUUUUAAGAAUACGGCGGUUUUACAAACGGACUGAAUAUUCAAAUGUUUUUUGGCAAAUCUCAGUAUUUCUGUGGAAAUAAACUGUAAUGUUUUUCAUUAUUGUCGAUAUCUGUGUAUCAAUCCCCUCACAAAUAAUUUAAAAUUAAAUGUACCUGUUCGUAAAUGAACUAUCGCCUAAAAAAAUUGUGCCGAGGCUAAACAAAUAUUUAUUGACUAUUUAGAGCGUUUUGUUUUCGAAUUAUUUCGUAUUAUUUCAAAAGUGGAAAUCAGAAGUUAAACGAUUCUGAUUUAUAUUAAGACAAUAAUUACUAUUACAUGCCAAUUGUUUUUUUUUAUCAUUUUUAUUUGGUAUAGGUAUAUCUAUAUUAUUUAAGCCGUUCUAAAUCGGUAGAUAAUUUUUAAUUUAGUACAAAAAGUGAUAAGAAAAUUACCAAAACUCUAAUAAAAAAUAUAUUAUGUUCCUUACGAAGAAAAUGGACAACUUUGUUAUUCUUUUUAAACACAUUUUUCAUUCUCAACUAAAGAUGCGUAUAAACAGCGCGCUAGGCCUACGUCGUUCCAACAACAUACCAAGUACGUUAGAUUUUUCCGGGGCUGUUAGUCUACCACGCGGCCUGCAGAACAGUAUCGAAGCUUUCCAUCGCGCGGUAGACCCACACCACCAUACAAAUUUGGCGAACCUGGCCCGUUUUUAACCUAUGCACGGCGCAGGCAUGACGCGCUAUAUUUAUACGCGCUCUAAUAGAGAACAAUAUGGAAGAAUCAUAAAAAUAAAUUUAAAACAGGCUGUCCCAACGGACAAAAUCAUGGGGUCAAAAUCUGAUGAUCUGCUACUACCCCGAUAAAAUUUUAAUAAAACCUUUGAAAAUUUGAAAACCCUUACUUCGUAAAUUUGGUUGAGCAAUAAAUUAUCGUAGUAUCAAGGUUUUCAAAUCAACUAUGAGUUAUAAAACCCACAAAGGACCAGGCAUCUGACUAAAAUGUCUUGAUGUUGGUAAACUCUGUAUGCUAUGUUUAUUAAAAUUUUACCUAUUUUAUAUUUAUAUAUAAAAUAUGUAUAGUUUGUAAAUCAUAUAGUGUGAUUCAAAUAUGUAAAGAUAAAAACCAGGAAAACUUUCACCUUGUCUCGCCCCAUAUUUAAAAAUUCCUUUAGUUAAAUUGCGUAGUUUUUUUACAUUAACUUUUUUUUGAAUUUGCUAAUAAAGUAUAAAAGUCAUAUGAACUAUGAUCAGUUAAGCCGUUUAUUUUGAAAGUGGCUUAAGUCCAUUUAUACUUAAAUUAAGAUAUUCAUUAUCGAUAAUGUCCGAAGGAAGUGAUGAAGGUAAUUUCAAUUAAUUAGUAUUUAACAAGUUAACCUAAGUUUUUGGACAAUUGCAUUAGUUGAAUAAUCAGUACGUUUAAUUAAUGCAGUUAAACAAAAUUUACACAAACUCUUAGAUAUCUCAAUUUAAGUAUAAAUGGACUUAGGUCACUUUCAAAAUAAACGGCUCAGUUUUUGAAAUAUGAGAUAUAAAACUUGGUAAUGAUAUAUGAACAAUUAAACUCGUUUCCUCACCACCAAAUUUUAAACUAGUUUUUGAUGCGUUUUGUACUUUACCAUCCAGUUUCAUUUAACAAGCAGAAUUUGAAAUAACUUAAAACCAAAAACAACUAAAUUAUAUCAGAACAAAAAUUUAGUUUAAUUCUUUGAAAUUUGCAGAAAACUUUAAUUUACAAUAAGCAUGUCCUCUCUAAAAAGUAUUCGUUUAAUAUAAGUUUUCUAGAAUUUGUGUAUAUUUUCUGGGGCAACCUUUCUGUGUUAUCAACUAUACAGUAUGAUGUAAAAGUACGGAAUAAAUUUCGGAAAUAGAAGACUUUUGAGAAAAAUCCUGAAACAUCGAUUGAGUGAUAAUUAUUAUUGAUAAUUCAGCAAUAUGAAAAUGAAUAAACCGGACAUCGAUCUUAACACUCUCUUAUGGAAACAAAAAUUGUUAAAUAAUUUAAAGUGUGGCGCCUCAUAUGAAAACCAUUUUAUAAGUAACUCAAUGCACCACAUAACGUUAUCCUAAAUAUCUCCUAGAACUUUUAAAUAUUAUAAUGCUAACUCUGUAAUAUUUUUUAAUUAGGUUCAUGUUUAAUUUAUUUAUAUGUUAUAUGGUGCUCUGAUAUAUUUAGCUUCCAUUUGAGAUGACACCUUUCAAAUUAUUUAAUAAUUUUUAUAUCCCCAACAGGGCGUUAAGAUCGAUGUCUAGAUUUAUUAAUUUUCUUGCUCUUGAAUUUUCCAUAAAAUUACCUUUUACAUGGCUUCUGUUUCUAUCUAAGAAAUCAUCGAUUGCAUCAACAGUCAAACAAAGGUGACGUAAUUUUUUUCGCAAGUACGUCAAAGAAUGGGUAUUUAAAAAUAAAAUCGACAUGUUUCGAACUUAGUCUUAAACGUCGAUAAUUUUAAAAAUAAUGUAUUCCAUACUUUUGCUUCACACUGUAUAAUUUAAAGUAUUGUAGAUGGAUACUGAAACCAUAGAAUAUUUCUUACAAUUGUGUACAAAAAACUAUCUGGGCAUGAAUGGUGGAGAAACGAGUCUAUUACUAAAGUUAUAUAGUUCAUAUCUCAAAAACUGAUCACAUAGUAAGUUCAUAUAGUGUUUACAUUUUAUUAGCAAACUCAUAAUAAAGUAAAUUAAAAAAAAACGCAAUGUUUAAAUAUAUAGCAAGAUAAGGAAAAACCAUUUUUUUUUUCUAGUUUUUCUCGUUCCGUCUUUUUUGAAUCACACUAUAUAAUAAGCAAAAUUUUAUUAAAAACAGCAUACAGGUCUACCAACUUUUUGACUCACUCUGUACAAAAUGUAAUAAUCCCUAAUUUUGAUUAUUUAAGGCAAAGCUAUUUCAGCGUGCUAUUAAUUUGAAGAAUAUUCUCAUGCUAAAAGUAAAAUUAAAAAUUAAAAUUUGAUUUUCAGUAAUUUAUGACUCACCCUAUAACUAAUAAUAAUUUUCGUUAUUUGUUAUGCUGGGAAUAUUGUUUGAUGUCAGUAAAGCAUUAUUCUGAAAAAAUAUCUGUAAUCAUAGUAGUUUGUUAAGAGGCACGCCCUUUUUAAGAAAUGCCCCAAAUUGCAACUUCAAAAAUUAACAAAAAUUCACUGCAUAGGCCGACUGCCUGGUCUUUUGCCGUGAUUUACAAUAACUGUCAAUCACUGAUAAAAAGUCAGGUCAACAAACUUUGUUGCCAAUCGACCACCAUUUUUAGCCAAAUAUUGUAAGAAAUUAAAUAUAAUUUUAUCAAAUCUUUAACACGCCUGUAACUCUUUAUACGAUAUUUUAGCCAGAUCGUCACAUUUUCACUCUAAGAUUCUGUCAUUUGCCUAUGUCCAUUUAUUAUUGGGAUAUUAUAGUGUCCAGUAGGUUAUAAUUUUUAAUACAACAUGUAAUUUAUAUAUUUUAUAGAAUUGAAUCAGGAAAAAAUAUUUUUUAUUAAGUCGGGUCCAGAUUUAUGUUGGUUUUUAAAUUUAAGCGGCAAAGGUAGGCAACUAACAUUUUACAGUAGUAAUGUGUGUUGUAUAUACAUGUAUUAAAUAUUAGAUUUCUCUUAAAAUUUGUGUUAUUUUACAUUAUACCAAAGAUUGUUAAAUAAAUAAAUACCUAGUUGCCAAUCAAACUUCCACCCUUGUAUUAUGCUAAAUACUUAAAUACCUAGUUGUCGUGUAUGUUGUAGUUUAUAAAAAAUACAAUGUCUUUGUGAAGCGAAUGUGU